CCGCUCUCUCCCGUUUUCACAAUAAUUCGUUUUAAUUCUCUCCUUUUUUCGCUCUCUAUCUCUCGCUUUUCUCUGUUGAUAAUGAGAAUAAGUGUGAGAAGAAUGAAAGGAACAGUUCAUUUCUUGUAACCGUAGGGGGAAGGCUUGUUUGAGCGCGCAUAGAAAAGGCUGCACAUUUCGUGAAAGGGAAGACGUGGUAGAUAACGGAACAAGGAAGAAUACCAGAAUGCGAGUAGUAACGUUGCACUUCACAAAUUGAUGAAUUGAAAAUAUACAUAUCAGUGAUUAAUUUCGUCUACGACGAAAUAUUCCUAAGUUAAUAUAAAAAUAAAUCAGGUGGCAUUGUGAUAUUGAUAUUGAACAUAAUGGAAACGGCGUUGCCUGAAGUGCAACUUUCCUGUCUGCUGUGCGAGCAAACUUUUGAUGCCAUUGAGAAGCUGGACGAACACUUGCCCAUACACUUUCCGCAGCCGGAGAACACUGGUCAAACAUGCGAUCUAUGCGGGCGCGCGAUGCGAUCCUCGCUGGAGCUGCACCAGCACUACAAAAGAUUCCAUGAAGCCCAUGUGGCCAACACAGAGGGACACUUUCCCUGCCAGCUCUGCGACAAGGUGUUCCUUCUCCAGGAUCAUCUCAAGGUGCACGUCAAGAUUGAGCAUGCGACCGAUGGCUACCAACCAGAUGAGAAGUCAUUAGAUUGGCAGCACCACACUCCCAGAAGUCUCGACUCCACAAACGAUGAUAAACUGGAUCCCAUCUUGUGCCCUCCACCGAAAAGGAAGUAUCCGCCACGCUCCCCCUUCUUUAAUCCAAAUCUCUGGCUAGGUGCUGACAACUCCUUCAUGUAAAGGAACUUGGUGCAAUAUACAACUGACGUUACUUGGCAAGAGCUGUGAAUGCAGCUUACCGAUUUUUUUCUAUCUGCCAUCAUCUAGACAUCAUACAUGAUUCUCAAUUAAAUUAGAGGAAGUAAAACAACAGAUGUGCCU
This is a messenger RNA of Drosophila erecta, 989 nucleotides long. RefSeq lists its product as uncharacterized. Gene Ontology annotation, cellular component: nucleus. The transcript is spliced from 2 exons. Bases 366 to 848 code for a protein of 160 amino acids. Gene Ontology annotation, biological process: regulation of transcription by RNA polymerase II. Gene Ontology annotation, molecular function: sequence-specific DNA binding; DNA-binding transcription factor activity, RNA polymerase II-specific. Lineage: Eukaryota; Metazoa; Arthropoda; Insecta; Diptera; Drosophilidae. The record is from RefSeq and is a predicted model, not a curated record.